CUUACAGAGAGAGAAAGAGAAAGAGAGGGUAAAGACAGAAAGAGGAGAGGAAAAGGUCUUCUUGCGAUCAAAAGAGAAAGGAAGAAGACCUAGCCAGGAAAAAAAAAAAAGAGUGGAGGUUUUAGGGGUUGUUAAAAAUGAGAGAAAUCAUAAGCAUUCACAUAGGACAAGCAGGGAUUCAGGUUGGGAAUUCCUGUUGGGAGCUGUAUUGCCUUGAACAUGGCAUCCACGCUGAUGGCAUGAUGCCCAGUGACACUACAGUGGGUAUUGCACAUGAUGCAUUCAACACUUUUUUUAGCGAAACCGGAUCAGGGAAGCAUGUUCCAAGAGCUAUUUUUUUGGAUCUCGAACCCACUGUUAUCGAUGAGGUCAGGACUGGGACAUACCGCCAGCUUUUCCACCCUGAACAGCUUAUUUCUGGAAAGGAAGAUGCUGCUAACAAUUUUGCAAGAGGGCAUUAUACAGUCGGAAAAGAGAUUGUUGAUCUUUGCCUGGAUAGGGUGAGGAAAUUGGCUGAUAAUUGCACUGGAUUGCAAGGUUUCUUAGUUUUCAAUGCUGUUGGUGGUGGUACUGGUUCUGGAUUGGGAUCAUUGUUAUUGGAGCGUUUGUCUGUGGACUAUGGAAAGAAGUCUAAGCUUGGCUUCACCAUCUAUCCUUCUCCCCAGGUAUCCACUGCUGUUGUGGAGCCUUAUAACAGUGUUCUUUCUACUCAUUCCCUCCUUGAACACACGGAUGUUGCUGUGCUGUUGGACAAUGAAGCCAUUUAUGAUAUUUGUAGGAGAUCUCUAGAUAUUGAGAGACCUACAUAUACUAAUUUGAACCGCUUGAUUUCUCAAAUCAUUUCAUCCCUGACAACUUCUUUAAGAUUUGAUGGAGCCAUCAAUGUGGACAUUACAGAGUUCCAGACCAACCUUGUACCAUAUCCUCGAAUUCAUUUCAUGCUUUCAUCUUAUGCACCUGUAAUAUCAGCUGAGAAAGCAUACCAUGAACAGCUAUCAGUGCCUGAGAUAACAAAUGCAGUGUUUGAGCCCUCAAGCAUGAUGGCAAAAUGUGAUCCUAGACAUGGGAAGUAUAUGGCUUGCUGCCUGAUGUACCGUGGAGAUGUUGUUCCCAAAGAUGUCAAUGCUGCUGUUGCUACCAUAAAAACCAAAAGGACAGUUCAGUUUGUUGACUGGUGCCCUACCGGCUUCAAAUGUGGUAUUAACUAUCAACCUCCAACUGUGGUACCGGGGGGUGAUCUUGCCAAAGUGCAGCGAGCUGUGUGCAUGAUCAGUAAUAAUACUGCAGUGGCAGAGGUGUUUUCGCGGAUUGAUCAUAAGUUUGACCUCAUGUACUCCAAGAGGGCAUUUGUUCAUUGGUACGUCGGUGAAGGCAUGGAAGAAGGUGAGUUCUCCGAAGCCCGAGAGGACUUAGCUGCUCUUGAGAAGGAUUACGAGGAAGUUGGUGCUGAAGGUGUUGACGAAGAGGAAGAACCCGAAGACUACUGAUAGCUUGGCAUGUUAUGAACACGGGCUUUCUGGCUUUGCCCAUCUCUUCUACUUGAUUGAAUCUGUACCUUAUCUUUGUGUAUUGCUGUUUCUUUGCCUAGCUUGCAAUUGUUGAAUUGUGUCAAAUGUUUCAAUCUCAAAGUUUUUGUGCUAAUAGCAAACAGGUGAUGAUCUAUAUAUAUUAGAUCCUUGUGAUGAAGCAUGCUUUCAAGAAA
This is a messenger RNA of Coffea eugenioides, 1702 nucleotides long. Its product is annotated as tubulin alpha-3 chain. Lineage: Eukaryota; Viridiplantae; Streptophyta; Magnoliopsida; Gentianales; Rubiaceae. Gene Ontology annotation, biological process: mitotic cell cycle; microtubule cytoskeleton organization. The transcript has 5 exons. The coding region runs from base 138 to 1487 and encodes 449 amino acids. Gene Ontology annotation, cellular component: microtubule; cytoplasm. Gene Ontology annotation, molecular function: GTP binding; structural constituent of cytoskeleton. The record is from RefSeq and is a predicted model, not a curated record.